Morone saxatilis (striped sea-bass) is the source of this 3840-nucleotide messenger RNA. RefSeq names its product outer dense fiber protein 2-like. Gene Ontology annotation, biological process: negative regulation of cilium assembly. The record is from RefSeq and is a predicted model, not a curated record. The transcript has 16 exons. Lineage: Eukaryota; Metazoa; Chordata; Actinopteri; Moronidae. Gene Ontology annotation, cellular component: ciliary basal body; centrosome. Bases 342 to 2396 code for a protein of 684 amino acids.
GUUUUCUGUGGCAUUGUUUUAUAAGGGAUUGCUAUGUUUUUAUUACUCAUAUACAUACUGUAGAUAGCAGCGGCUUUGCUUGGUAGGAUAAACAGGAUGCUUGCUGGCUUUGGCGUAACGUAAACCUUAAGCAAUCACUUAACCUGUUACUGUCGACUGUCUGUGUAAAGCUUAGUUAGCUUGCUUGACAACCUAGUCUGUCCUUCAUAGUAACGUGCAAGCUAUGCUGUGCACUAUGCACGGUACUGAGCUGAAAGUCGUGUCAUGAACUAACUUCCUGUCCUCCUCUGUAUGUUAUCGAUAACUUCUACUGGUUGUUGUUCUGUCAGUAGUAAGAAAGCAUGUCUCCAGAGGAUGAGCUCCAGAGUCCCCCCCUUGGUUUCAGCUCCAUCAGGGAGGAUGUCACUCUGAGCUGUGGAGAUCUAGCUAGCUCUCAUGAGCUGGGGAGAAGGAGCAGAGCACGCAGCAGUCUCCACACCAGAACCCCAGAGACUGACAUCAGCUGUCAUGGAGACUUCCUUGAUGGAAAAAGCCCUUUCCUGAAAAUACUGAUGGAUGCAGAAGCAGCUGCCAACUCUGCUGCCAUACAACUUGUGUCUUUUAAAGAUGCCAUGGAGGAUGAAUUUGCUGAUUCGAGACAGUCCGCUAAUGAUAAGCGCCGAAUUGCCAGGCAGAGAGGACUUUUGCUGGAGAAGUUGGAGGAUUUUAGACGAAUAAACAAGUCUGUUCGACAGAAACUGAAACAGCUCCAAGAUUCAGAGACCAAUCGAGUUGAGGCUGACCACCAAAUUGACAUCUUAUUGAAGAAGAUCACACAGGCUGAGACUGAAAAUGAGCACUUAAAAAGAGAUUUGAGUGAGACAGAAAGGAAAGUUGAGGAACUGAUGGAUCUGCGGAGAGAGGAGCAGGAGAACAUAAAGACUGCAGUUCACAUGACCAAGUCUGUGGAGGCGACUCGUGCUCACCUGCAGGGGCAGCUGCGGAACAAGGAAGCCGAAAACAAUCGUCUGACUGUACAGCUACGGACUUUGGAGAGAACCAUAACGGAGCAAAAGAUGGAGAUUGAUGAUCUCAAAGGCUCCUUCACCUCUUUGACUGAGAAGGCGGCGCAAGACAAAGAAUCUCUCAAGAAAGCAACCAGAGCACAGAAACUGAGAGCUGAGAGAUUUGAAGCUGCAAUUGAGAAAUGCUAUGCGCAAAUGAAAGAGAAGGAUGCUCAGCUGGCCAGCGCCCGAUCAGAAAGAGACUCCAGGCGACGGCAAAAGGAGCAGAUAACGGAUGAGACGGACAGACUUGUAGCUCAUAUAGAGCUGUUGCAAAGUCAAGUGUCAGACCUGACGGCGAGGCUGCGGACAGAGAAGGACGAGCUCAGCGCAGCUAAUGAAACUGUGAUGCAACGCGUUGAAAAGCUCAGUGCUGAAAAUGGAGACCUCAGCGUCAAUAAUGCAGCGCUCAAGGCAUCUGUAGCCCAGUUGGAGCAGCAGCUGGCUGAUUGUGAGUCUGCCCUGGUGGAGGAGACGGUUGUGUCCCAGGAGAGGAAGCUUCAGGCCGAACAGUGCCAAUAUCAGGUUGCAGAGCUUCAAGCUGAGAUUGAUGAUCUGAGGAUUAAAUAUAAAAACAUUCUAAGAGAGGUAGAGAAGACACGAGAUGGAAAAGAUAACGAAGUUGAGAAGGCGAGGCAGGAGCUGCAGGAGCGAGUGGAGGAACUGAAGCUUUACCCGGAGUUACUGAGUGCAGCUGAGCAGAGUCUCUUUGAGUGCCAGGAGAACCUGCGACGCUCGGAGAGGAAGUGCUCAGAAAAGUCAGAGUUCAUUAGGCAACUGCAGGUUAAGAUGGAGAGUCAGACAAAACUGCUCACAUCAUAUGUGGAGAUGAAAGAGUCCAUUCACGAGGCCAAUUUACAACUACACGAGAAAGUGAAUUCUCUCCACAAGCAGAUGGAAGAGCUGCAGCAGGAGAACCUGGAGCUGGUACGGAGGCUCGCAGCUCAGGAGGAAGCACUCGGCUACAGUAACCGGCAGCUGGAUCAGCGCUCGUCAGAGUGCCAGGCCCUCAGCCGGCAGCUGGAGGCGGCUUUAUCAGACGUGAAACAACAGGUCAACAAGGUAAAAGACCAGGCUGUUUCCAGAGACGAGACCCUUCAGACCAAAAUCCUCGAGCUGGAAGCUGAGAAGUGCAGACGGGAUAAUGAGCUGAGGCUUCUUCGCCAGAGCAAGCUCACUGCGGAGAAACAGUUUGAGGUGCGCCUGAAGGACCUGCAGCUCAGCCUGGACCAAUCAGAGAGCCACAAGCAAAGCAUACAGAACUACGUUGAUUUUCUCAAAAACUCUUAUAAAACCAUGUUUGAUGAGGGACUGCCAACAUCAAAUUUUGGAUCCUCAUAUUUUCUAAAAUGAUUAAGGAUUUAUAAGUUUGCAUUUUAAAAUUCAUUUUUUUCUUUCUUGGGUACUGUGAUAUUUAUAUGAUCUAUUUAAAAAUGAGAAUUUCUAUCACUUUUUUUAGAGGAAGUGAAAGCUUAUAUUGAAAUAUUUGAGCUAUGUUUGGGUAUGUACUUCUACAUUUUGCUGACAAUCUGGGAUUUUUUUUUCGGGGAAAUCUGCUGAAGUUUUGAUACCUGUUUUCAGUCCCGAGAGACGUUACAUAAUAUUUUCACGUGUAUGCAAAUUUGUGAACUCUUGGUGCUACUGUAUCUUAUUCCCAUAUGACACGAAGCCAGUUGCAUACAUUUAUUUUAAGAGCUGUGAGAGCUUUAAGAAAACAGCAAAUCUGUUAUGAAAAAUUACACUUUUUAAUAUUGAUUAAUUGUUUAAUUAAUUCAUUUGAUUCUGUGGUUGCAGCUUUACAAAUAUUAUUAUUGGUAUUUACCUUUGGGCUUUGUACUGUUGGUCAGAUAAAACAAGCAAUCUAAAUCAAGCAAUAUUAUAUUUUGAGUAACUAUUUUCUGAUAUUUCAUUAACUACAUUUAUUAAUCAAAUAAAUAAAUGAAAGGGGGUUUCAGCUGGAGAAAAGUAAUGUGCCACUAGGUGGAACUGUUUUGUUAGCUUAAGUUUUUGCUUUAAGUGUUUCAUUUUACCCAUAAUGCAUUGGCCGCUUAGUCAUUACAUCUUACCUUAGUCACUACUAAAUGAGCUCUAUGCAACAUACAAAGUAAGACCCAGGUCUAUCUUUGUGCAACCGGCUCCAGAUCAAACUUUUUUUUUUUUUGUCAUAUUUUGAAGUUACAUACAGCUAAUUAUGAAAGUAAUUGUUGACCAGUAGGUAAAGUAGUGCUUGAAAACCAAAUAUUAUGUUGUUGCGAAUAUCCUUGCCAAGUUUACCCGUGGUCGAAUAAACCACGCUUUCCACGGUGCUCCGUUUAAAUGUGAAAUAUGCUCUGAAAACAAGCGUGUGUUGUUGUUUUUUUGUGAUCCUAAAAGAAAAUGUGAGGUAUAUUGAAUGUGUUUAUCCUCAGCUGGACUGAGAUGAAUGAUGCUGAGGAUCAAUUGUUUAGCUGUCAGCUGUGAAGCUCAUGCCUUUAGGGUUGCAAACAUAAUUACUGAGCUACAUGGAACACUGGGCUAUUUCCAAACCACUUUAAACUCUCUUGCUGGUUUGCUUGGCGUGCUUUUGUAAUGGAUAUUUUUACAUAGAGCACAGGUAUCUGCUGCAUUUACCUAAAAACUCAACUAUGUUUGUCUUGUACUGUUGUUGUUGUUGCUUGUGGUCCCAUACUGUACUGUAUCUAUGGUAAUAAACUACCAUGAGUCCAGACCCGCGUCCAGGCUCUGAUGUGUCCUUGCUGUGGACGUAUUCCCCCUGAAUGAGCAGUGCUCCUCUCAAGUUCUCAGAGACAAAGCUCUA